Magallana angulata is the source of this 1367-nucleotide messenger RNA. RefSeq names its product L-threonine 3-dehydrogenase-like. NCBI's taxonomy places the organism in Eukaryota, Metazoa, Mollusca, Bivalvia, Ostreida, Ostreidae. Gene Ontology annotation, molecular function: oxidoreductase activity; zinc ion binding. The coding region runs from base 155 to 1222 and encodes 355 amino acids. The transcript has 5 exons. The record is from RefSeq and is a predicted model, not a curated record.
UGUGAUUUACGCGGAAUAAAAGUCUGAACGGCGCGCCAUAUUUAUAAGUGACUGAAAGUAAACACUGAUAGGAGGAUGACCUCGGGGGUGUUAAUCUUGGUCUCAUCAACAGUCCACUUUAUUUCAAGUUACACAUCCUGAGAUAACCAGCAAAAUGGCUGCUCCAACCACCACUAUGAAAGCGCUUGUGAAAACGAAGGAAGGCAAGUCUUUUGAGUACCUAGAUGUGCCAAUACCAGAGCCUAGCGGUGACGAAGUUCUUAUCAAAGUGGAUGCGGUGUCUGUCUGUGGUUCUGACAUCAACUUGUAUACCUGGAACCAGGUGGCGCAGGUCAUAGCCUCGAUUCCAUUUACGCCAGGUCACGAGUGUGCAGGGACAGUGGUCAAAUGUGGCCCCGAUGUCAAAGGGGUGGCGGUGGGGGCACGGGUCGGGGUGGAGAACCACUAUUACUGUGGGGAGUGUUACCAGUGUCAACAUGACACCAAGGCCAUAUGCAAGAACAUGGGACAGUUUGGUCACGGCAAGAAGACGCCUUAUGGCGGUUGUUCCGAGUAUACAAUUGUGCCAGCAAAAUAUCUGUACCAAUUGACAAGGAAUAUUGACGCAGACGAGAUUGCAAUGCUGGAGCCGCUAGGUGUCGCUCACAACGCCGUGGAGAGACUUGAAGUCGCGGGAGAAAACGUCCUCGUCAUUGGUUGCGGACCAGUUGGUCUACUGGUUCUUAUGGUCGCGAAGGCUCUCGGGGCAAACAGGGUUGUAUCAGCUGAUAUUGACCAAAGCCGACUUGAUAUGGCAAAGUGCUUUGGAGCAGACGUAAUAGUCAACACAAAGGAUAAAAACCUGAAAGAAUUUGUCAUGGAAUUUACCAAUGGUGACGGAAUGGGCAGGAUCUGUGAGUGUAGCGGCGCCAGCUCAAUGGUCAACUUGACCUUCUCCAUGCUCCGGAAAGGUGGACAGAUGACCUUGGUGGGUCUCCCCAAGGAACCCCUUCAUGUAGAGAAUGUUCUUCAGGACGUCGUGUUCAAAGCGUUAACAUUGAAGACUAUUCAUGGCCGCCAGAUCUAUCACACUUGGGUGGAAACCGAAAAGUUAGUGGCAGACGGUAAAAUUGACGUCAAAAAGGUCAUCACGAGCAGGUUCCCGAUGUCACGGUACGAGGACGCGUUCAAAGCUCUGUUUGAGGGGAAGGACUGUAAGAUAGUGCUCUAUCCCUCCAAGUGAUUGGAGCACACAAGUCACGUGUCAACGUCAUUAAUAAGAGGGACCACGUGACGUAUUUUAUGAUGACGCAAACAAAUAAAAUGAGAGAAUGUUAUAAAAUGUAUUUUCUAUAAUUACUAAUAAAUGAUUACAACUACACAAUAAA